Molecule: messenger RNA, 4801 nt
Organism: Diachasma alloeum
Lineage: Eukaryota; Metazoa; Arthropoda; Insecta; Hymenoptera; Braconidae
Gene: raptor
Product: regulatory-associated protein of mTOR
Exons: 7
Coding region: 227-4117 (1296 amino acids)
Biological process (GO): positive regulation of cell growth; regulation of autophagy; positive regulation of protein serine/threonine kinase activity
Cellular component (GO): TORC1 complex; cytoplasm
Molecular function (GO): protein binding; protein-macromolecule adaptor activity
Source: RefSeq, a predicted model, not a curated record
UUGUUGUGAGGCAGCAUGUUAUUGCGAUCGCGAAAAAUUUCGAAUAAUUCCCGAGUGAAUAAUCGAUCAAUAAUCAUUGGAAAUGAGAAGUAAACGUCGAGGCGUGACUAAUGACGUACCACAUCCACACUGAUGUGACGUAAUUACACUGUGGUGGUGCCGGGGGGUUGAUAAAAUUAUUAGUGAAAAAUUUUCCAAUUCUCACCUCGUUCAUAUCAUUUUUAAAAUGUCACUCAUGGUGACAAUGAAGACGAAGAAAAAUGAUGACAGUGAUGAGGGAAUUGGGGACAGUGAGGAGACGAGUGACAUCGAAAAAUAUGACAGUGAGGAUUGGAAAAUGCCAAUUGCGUUCAAUAAACCGAGGCACAUUGUCAGCAUCGAGGGUGUCAAUUGCAUCACACAGUCCUGGCGGAUGAAGGAGCGAAUGAAAACUGUCAGCGUUGCCCUGGUACUGUGCCUCAACGUCGGUGUGGACCCCCCAGAUAUUGUGAAGACACAGCCUUGUGCGAGACUCGAGUGCUGGAUUGAUCCCCUGUCAGUGAGUCCCCAGAAAGCGCUCGAGACAAUCGGCUCGAACCUCCAAAAGCAGUACGAGCGUUGGCAGCCCCGAGCGCGUUACAAACAGAGCCUAGACCCCACAGUGGAGGAAGUGAAGAAGCUCUGCACCUCGCUCCGGAGGAACGCCAAGGAGGAGCGAGUCCUCUUCCACUACAACGGCCACGGGGUUCCAAAGCCCACAAGCAACGGCGAGAUAUGGGUCUUCAACCGGACCUACACCCAGUACAUUCCCCUCUCAGUCUACGACCUGCAAACCUGGAUGGGUGCCCCAAGCAUCUACGUCUACGACUGCUCAAACGCAGGGAUAAUAGUGGACUCAUUCCAGCAGUUUGCAGAUCAACACGAGAAAGAAUACGAAAACGAGAAGCAGGCGUUGCAGCAGAACCGUGUGGCCGGUGUAGCAGGCCCCUCGAUGCCCUCCUACAAGAACUGCAUUCAACUAGCAGCUUGCGCAGCCAACCAGAUCCUCCCAAUGAACCCAGACUUGCCAGCGGAUAUUUUCACCUCUUGCCUCACGACACCCAUUAAAAUCGCCUUAAGAUGGUUCGUGAUGCAGAACACCUCAAAACUAGUCCCAAAAAUAAACCUCGAUCUGAUCGACAAGAUCCCAGGCCAAUUGACAGAUCGCAGAACAAUGCUCGGCGAACUCAACUGGAUAUUCACAGCAAUAACCGACACAAUCGCCUGGAACACCCUCCCCAGAGAUCUAUUCCAACGGCUAUUCAGGCAGGAUCUCCUGGUAGCCAGCCUCUUCCGGAAUUUCCUCCUGGCUGAGAGGAUCCUGAGGUCCUACGACUGCACCCCAGUGUCCUGUCCAAAGCUCCCAGCGACCUAUCAACACCCAAUGUGGCAAGCCUGGGACCUGGCCCUGGACCUCUGUCUAGCUCAAUUACCAGCGAUCCUCGAGUCUGAAGAUCAAUUCGUACAUUCCCCGUUCUUCGAGGAGCAACUGACAGCCUUUCAAGUCUGGCUGACACUGGGCUCGAAGAACAGAAAUCCCCCGGAACAACUGCCAAUCGUCCUGCAAGUAUUACUGAGUCAAGUGCACAGGCUGAGAGCUCUCGAGCUCCUGGGGAAGUUCCUGGACUUGGGGCCCUGGGCUGUGAAUCUAGCUUUGAGUGUUGGAAUAUUUCCCUAUGUGUUGAAGCUGCUGCAGAGCAAUGCCAGGGAGUUGAGGCCACUUUUGGUGUUCAUUUGGGCCAAGAUAUUGGCUGUUGACAGCACUUGCCAGCUGGACUUGGUGAGGGACAAUGGGCACAAGUAUUUUUUGUCCGUUCUUCAAGAUGUUACCAUGGCUAGUGAGCACAGGACACUUGCUGCUUUUGUUCUAGCCAGUAUGGUGCACAAUUAUUCUCUGGGGCAGGAAGCUGCUCUGCAGGGGAGUUUAGUGUCGAUUUGUCUGGAACAGUUGGGGGACAGCAAUCACUUGCUGAGACAGUGGUUGUGUAUCUGCUUAGGUAGGCUGUGGCAUAAUUAUGAUAAGGCUAGGUGGUGUGGGGUCAGGGAUAUUGCUCAUGAAAAAUUGGGGAGUUUGUUGCGUGAUCCUGUGCCGGAAGUUAGGGCUGCUAGUGUUUAUGCACUUGGUACUUUCAUCAAUAGUGUUACUAAGCGAAGUGAACAUGCUAAUAACAUCGAUCAGAUGAUUGCUAUGACACUUAUAAACACGGUUACGCAUGAUAUGUCGCCAUUGGUGAGGAAGGAAUUGGUUGUGGCACUACAGUGGAUGGUUUUGCACUUUGAAAAUUCAUUUGUCACACUGGCUAUUGCUGAGGAGAACUCGAGGAGGGAUCUGGUCGUUGAGACCUUCUCACCGUUCAGCGGCAUGAGGCGGAUUGGAUCCAGGGACAGGCUCAAGGUUAUGCCUAAUAAUACGUAUAUUGGGGAUAAUGAACUGGGACAAGACAGGAUCAAGAGGGUUUCUUCGUCUUCCUCGAUCAGCAGCUUGGGGAAUAACUGGGAGUUUGUGAGGAAACCUUGCGAGUUCCUUGGUCACUCCUCCCUGGGGAAUCUUCCGAGUCUCUCCUACGGUUCCGUCUACAUGAAGCUCUGGCACGGCUUAGGAAACCUCGACAAUGAUCCUCACCCAGGUGUCGCCGGUAUGUCUCAAAAGGUGACAGGUCACAUCCGCAAUCAAAUAAAAGAAUCAUCCGCCCCGAAAGAGGUGACAGAAGCCAAAUACGCGUCCUCCCUGUCCCUCCCGCCGUCCCCCUCAAACCGAACGAGUUACCUAAAUAAAAGUGAGUCCCCACCGACGACAAACUCAGCAGAUCUCCUCCGAACAACCCGAAUAACUCCCCACAGCAAUCGUGGAAGGAAACCAAUGCCAAACACGAUAUCAGAGGAGUCGGACGAAACAGUUGGUACAAAAACACCUCUCAUAAGCUCUCAAUUUGUCGAGUGGAGUUGUGCUCAAUUUGCCCAGCCAGUAUCAUUCGAAACUGAGAGCGAAGCGACGAGUGAUGUUGAGAGCCGUGCACACUAUGAGCGUGAAUGGCGUUACCUUCGUAACAAAAGGCAGCGAAAAGAAGCCAGGGAGGAGCAGCAAAGAGCUCCCAAUUCUCGUAUUGAAUGCCAAGUGUUUCACACUAGGUGUCCUCAACAGCCAGACGUCGUUGCCUUUCAUCCCUUUGACCCCUACUUGGCAGUCGCAUCGAAAGACAGUUUUGGAAUAUGGGACUGGCACAAUAGUACUAAACUAACUUAUUGCGCAAGUAGAGGCAAUCGAACCAGCAGUAAACUCACAGCACUUGAGUUUAUUAAUGGUCACGAUGUGUCUCUGCUGAUGGCUGGAUCUGAUGAUGGCUCGGUCAGAGUUUGGAAGAAUUACUGUAAUGUUUUGGGCAGAGAGCCUACUUUGUUGACAGCCUGGCAGGCACUUGUUGAUGUUCAGCCUGCGACCAAAGCAUCUUCCACGUCUCCAGGGCUUGUUACCAGUUGGGAGCAGAGAUCGUUAACUCUCGCUGUCACUGGGGACGUGAGGAUUGUUAGACUGUGGGAUGCCGAGACGGAACUCAAGAGGCAGGAUAUUGCCACGGGGGCAGAUUCCUGUGCUACGUGUUUGGAUACUGAUGGGACUGGGGCUGUGAUGGCGGUUGGCUGUGGCGAUGGCUCGGUGAGACUGUUUGAUCGGAGAUUACCCCCCAAUGAGGCGAGAGUUAUGACCUGGCGGGAGCACAAUAACUGGGUUCUUGGGGCCUACCUGUCCAAGGAUGGUGGCACUCCUGGGCGGCUCAUCACAGGAUCCGUCAGUGGGGAUGUUAGGAUUUUUGAUCUCAGGAAGAAUUCCUCGGUUAAUGUUAUUCAGACGCAUACACAGCUCACCGCCUUCUCCGUUCAUCCGGCUGCUAAUAUCUUCGCUUGUGGCUCUUUGAAUCACAGCAUAAGCGUAUACAACACAACAGCGGGCCAACACUUGAAUACGAUUAAAUUUCACGAGGGCUUCAUGGGCACGCGAAUACCGCCGGUUGGAUGCCUGAAUUUUCAUCCACACCGUGUUAUCCUCGCUGCUGGAUGCAUCGAUAAUUCCAUCACGGCUUACGCCUCCGAGCCACGCAGAUGACUGUCGGAGAUGGAGUUUGUUUAUGGGGCAUACGUUCUUUAACGAAAACUCUUUGAAAGACCAUAUUUCUUCUUGUGAUGCUUUAUAUUUUCUUAUUUCUCCUCUUAAAUUUAUGAAAGAAAACGUUAAUGCUGCUUGGGAGGAGUAGUAUGACUCAACGCGAGUGGGAGAUCAUUCGAAUGGAACGUCUUUUUUUUCGAAUUCGUAGACAAUGAGUGUACAUAAUUAAUUAGACUAGUUGUGACGCGCCUAGACAUGCCGUAUCAAUCGCAAUCUAAUGGGUAUCUCGAUGAACAAUCUGAAGGAAUCAUGGUAAAAAUCUUUGGGAAGAGUAAUAAUUCAAAUGCGGGGCAAAAAAAGCUCCUCGGUGAGGGACUCCACUCGUCACUCUCACGAGAGGGCCUCGAAAACUGGCGCCGUCGCGGCUUUCUCCUGCGGUUGACAACCGCCCAUCUUCCUUGGUAAUUCGAAGGGCUGGACUCGUAAAAAAAAUGAAAUGGAACCAAAGGGGAAAAUAAAAUCAUGGAAAUAAGAGCAGUGAGAGAAUCUAAACCACUCAACCUAAGAUGGGCGCAAAUGAAGGACACUGGGAUGAGGAUGAUUCAUUCUCAUUCAAGUGGUUUAAUGCCGCCUUUGUACAUAGUUGUCCAAUUAUAAUAAAUAAAAUUUAUCAUGCCGAUGAAA